CUCUCUAGCUCUCUCCCGCUUAUAUUGUUUCUUCUCAUUCCUGAAUAUCAGAAUUUUGCCCUUACCUUGAGAUCCAGCUCAAAGGCUAAAUCCUUCAUGAUCCCUUACCUGGUUAUCCUAAAGUAAUCUUUAUCUCUUGUACUUCAGUAAUAUUUUUUAUAUUGUGACUCAGAUCAUAGCUACUAUCAUAUUUCUAACUCUUAAAGGGAAGAGUGAGAACACUAACGUUUACAGAAAAUGUACAAGAAGUCCAGCUUAUUCUUCACAAAAAGUAAAUCACAUUGUCUUGCUCUUAAUUUGCAGGUAAGCACAGUUCAAAACGUCCCUCAUAAUUAAUAUCAGGGCUAGAAUUCAAGCUCAUCUUUCAUUACUAAAAGCUAACUCCUUUCCCAGUGCUUGCCACUCCACCACAAAGGGUCCUUUAUCUAUCACCCACUACGUGGUAGACAGAGGUUUAUGCUAAGUUUGGGAGCGGGGGGAGACAGAAGUUAAUAAAUCGAACACAAUUCUUGUCUCCACAGUAUCUGAUCUGGCUUACAGAGCUCUCCGUUGACUGAAAGUUAAGUCCAACAACUUGUGUUCACCUUCUUUUGAAUAAAAACCAUCAACUCAUAUGAGUUCUUAGUUUUCUUCUAAUCUCCAACAUGUUAGGAGGAAGUGGUCAUGUUCUAGUUUUGCAAUCCCAAAGCAGGGGAAACCUAACUUCUUACGUGCCUGGCACGUUAACACUUUGUCGAAUAUACGUAAAGGUCAUACGUUCUACUCCAGUUUUCGUUACCCCUUGAGAGUUAAAGAUCAAACAAGGCAAAAUCAUAGUCCCAAAGGAGAGGAACUUUUAAACGACCGCAUAACAAGGUUCAGGAUCCCUAACUGACCGCAGCUCAUUAUGGCAGAAUAUGGAAUUCUGGAAGGGAUUCACUGGAAUUCAUCACUGGAAGGGAUAUACUCGAGAGCGAGAAACAACUUUAGGGAAAAAAUACUAUCCUCCAACGACAACAAAAAAUGGAGUAACUGGAAAACCAAACACUGUAACUGAGUUCCCGUAAGUCGCUUCCUGUGAGCCAGGUAAGAGCUCAGAAGUCCGCCUUGUUGCUCAGCCCGCAACCUCCAAGACUGCGGCCGCGUGCACGAGAGUUAAAUGUAAACGCAGUAGCGGGUCCCGCCGGGAGACAUGGGACCGAGCUCCCGAAACACCCCUGCAACUCGGAAACCCGCAGAGCCAUCAUGUGGUGUUUCGUAACCCCGCGGGAGCGGAUGUUGGCACCUGGAGCAUCCCUCGGGGCCGAAGGCGCCGUGGACCAUGCCCCUCCUAACCCAGCAGAUCCCAGAUGAGAACGAUUACAGCUUAGUGGCCAGCCUUGACAACGUCAGGAAUCUCUCCACUAUCUUGAAGGCCAUUCAUUUCCGAGAACAUGCCACAUGUUUCGCUACUAAAAAUGGAAUCAAGGUUACCGUGGAAAACGCCAAGUGUGUGCAAGCAAAUGCUUUUAUUCAGGCUGGAAUAUUUCAAGAGUUUAGAGUUCAAGAAGAGUCUGUUACUUUUCGAAUUAAUUUAACCAUCCUUUUAGACUGUUUAUCUAUUUUUGGAUCAAGCCCUAUGCCAGGGACUUCAACUGCACUUAGGAUGUGUUACCAACGUUAUGGUUACCCUUUGAUGCUAUUUCUGGAAGAAGGAGGAGCGGUGACAGUCUGUAAAAUCAAUACUCAGGAGCCCGAGGAGACUCUGGAUUUUGAUUUCUGCAGCACCAAUGUCAUUAAUAAAAUUAUUCUGCAGUCAGAGGGACUCCGUGAAGCAUUUUCCGAAUUGGAUAUGACAAGUGAGGUCCUACAGAUCACCAUGUCUCCAGAUAAACCUUAUUUCAGGUUAUCUACUUUUGGGAAUGCAGGAAGCUCCCACCUUGACUAUCCCAAAGAUUCUGAUUUGGUGGAAUCAUUUCAAUGUAAUCAGACCCAGGUCAACAGAUACAAGGUUUCUUUACUGAAACCCUCUACAAAGGCAUUAGUCCUAUCGUGUAAGGUAUCUAUUCGAACAGAUAACCGAGGAUUCCUCUCAUUACAGUAUAUGAUUAGAAAUGAAGAUGGACAAAUAUGUUUUGUGGAAUAUUACUGCUGUCCUGAUGAAGAAGUUCCUGAAUCUUAGUCUUAAGUAUGGCAAUCCACUGUGCUAUUUAUGUACACAUUCAUGAUUGGUCAUGUUCUCAUUCAGAGUAUAGCACUCUUCGUGAUUUCUUAUUGGAUUUUCUAAGGGGAAGAAGCAUGGAAGAGAUAGGAGCUAAGUCCCUGCCCCCUAAUAGUUGCU
Kogia breviceps (pygmy sperm whale) is the source of this 2299-nucleotide messenger RNA. The record is from RefSeq and is a predicted model, not a curated record. Lineage: Eukaryota; Metazoa; Chordata; Mammalia; Artiodactyla; Physeteridae.